AAAAACACAUCAAAUCUGUAUACAAACCACCGCCACCACCGUCGGACUUGAAGGAAAAGAGAGAGAGAGAGAGGAACCAACUACCGCCACUGCUGCCACCACCACCGACGCCCAAAUUGUCGUCUCCUUUCCCCGAUUCUAUCCCCCUGUUCCUCUCUCCCCAAAUUUCUGUUACACUACCGACCACCACCUACAGUCAACGAAACCACACUCUUGUACUCCAUUUACACCUCAAAUUACUCCCGAAACUUUCAGAUCCUUAAAUUUUUGAUAGCUCAUACUUCUCUCUCCCCUGAUUACUUCUCUCUUUGAUGCACACCCUAAUAUUGGUAUCAAUAAAGAUUCUUCUUUUCUUCAUUUCAAUUUCAAUUUCGUUUCUGCAUCACCAUCCUUAUCGCUCCCCAGAGAAAAAAAAUUGGGCAAAGAGAUCACCUGAAUGCACGAAACACCAGUGAAUUGGAUCGGCAAAGAAGGACUUCAAGGAAUCACCUUGCGACGGCGAGAAAGGCGACUGUGGGACGACGACAACCAUGGCAUCAGACUGGCGACGGUGAUGUGGGGGUGGGCGUCGGUGGUGGCGUUGCUCUUUGCCAUUGUGCAGAUAUGGGGAAGAGAGAGAAGGAAUAUACAUAGUGCAAUGGUGUUCAGUACCAUGAUCAGGGUUUGAUAAUUGUCAAGAAAGUGCGAAAUUUUGGCGAUUCUGUAUUUCUUUUUUAGGAUUUGAAACAAUUAGCAAUGGGGUGGUUUAGAGCUGGGUCUAGUAUCGCUAAGCUUGCCGUUAGGAGGACACUAUCACAGGGAGGAUCCUAUGCGGCAAGAUCGCGGGCCAUCCAGGCCCAAAAUCGUUAUUUCCACACAACCCUUUGUAAAUCCAAGGCACAAGAGGCACCUGUUCCCCGCCCUGUGCCUCUCUCUAAGUUAACUGACAGCUUCCUAGACGGGACUAGCAGUGUCUACCUUGAAGAGCUCCAGAGGGCUUGGGAGGAAGAUCCCAAUAGUGUUGACGAAUCAUGGGACAACUUUUUCAGAAACUUUGUUGGUCAGGCAGCCACGUUGCCUGGAAUUUCGGGCCAGACCAUUCAAGAGAGCAUGCGGUUGUUGUUGCUUGUGAGGGCUUACCAAGUUUAUGGUCACAUGAAAGCCAAGUUGGAUCCAUUGAGUUUGGAGGAGAGGGAAAUUCCGGACGACUUAGACCCAGCCCUUUAUGGGUUCACAGAAGCCGAUCUUGAUAGGGAGUUCUUCGUAGGAGUGUGGAGGAUGUCUGGGUUUUUGUCCGAAAACCGUCCAGUGCAAACCCUGAGAGCAAUAUUGACCCGGCUUGAGCAGGCUUAUUGUGGGACCAUUGGGUAUGAAUACAUGCACAUCGCGGAUCGCGAGAAAUGUAACUGGUUGAGAGACAAGAUUGAGACGCCAACACCAAUGCAGUACAAUCGGCAGCGGCGCGAGGUUAUGCUUGAUCGUCUCAUAUGGAGCUCGCAGUUUGAGAACUUUUUGGCAGCUAAGUGGACUGCAGCAAAGAGAUUUGGUCUAGAGGGGGGUGAGACUUUAAUUCCUGGAAUGAAGGAGAUGUUUGACAGGGCAGCUGAUCUUGGGGUUGAGAGCAUUGUCAUUGGAAUGUCUCAUAGAGGAAGGUUGAAUGUUUUGGGUAACGUCGUUCGGAAACCACUUCAGCAGAUAUUUAGUGAAUUCAGUGGGGGCACAAGGCCUGUGGAUGAAGUUGGUCUUUACACAGGCACUGGUGAUGUCAAGUAUCACUUGGGUACUUCUUAUGAUAGGCCAACUAGGGGUGGGAAGAGGCUUCACUUGUCUUUGGUUGCAAACCCAAGUCAUUUGGAAGCUGUAGAUCCAGUUGUUGUUGGGAAAACUAGAGCUAAACAGUAUUACUCCCACGAUGGGGAUAGGACAAAGAAUAUAGGAGUUUUAAUUCAUGGGGAUGGUAGCUUUGCAGGGCAGGGUGUUGUAUAUGAGACGCUUCAUCUUAGUGCACUUCCGAAUUACACUACCGGGGGGACUAUACACAUUGUGGUGAAUAAUCAAGUUGCCUUCACUACGGAUCCAAGGGCUGGAAGAUCUUCUCAGUAUUGUACUGAUGUUGCCAAAGCGUUGAAUGCCCCCAUCUUUCACGUCAAUGGCGAUGAUUUGGAAGCAGUUGUUCACGUUUGUGAACUUGCAGCAGAGUGGCGCCAGACAUUCCAUUCGGAUGUUGUGGUCGACAUAGUGUGUUACCGUAGAUUUGGUCACAAUGAGAUUGAUGAACCGUCUUUCACGCAGCCCAAAAUGUACAAGGUCAUCCGGGAGCACCCCUCAGCGCUACAAAUUUACGAACAGAAACUUUUAGAAUCUGGUCAGGUGACAAAGGAAGACAUUGAUAAGUUGCAUGACAAGGUCAAUAGAAUUCUUAACGAAGAAUACAUGGCCAGCAAAGAUUAUGUGCCUAAAAGAAGGGACUGGCUUUCAGCUUUUUGGGCAGGAUACAAGUCUCCAGAACAGAUUUCGCGUGUCCGAAACACUGGAGUCAAGCCAGAGAUUUUGAAGACUGUUGGCAAAGCAAUCACUACCCUUCCGGAAAAUUUUAAGCCUCACAAAGGAGUGAAGAAGAUUUUUGGAGAGCGUGCUAAGAUGAUUGAAACAGGGGAAGGAGUUGAUUGGGCAGUCGCUGAAGCACUUGCUUUUGCCACAUUACUUGUUGAGGGAAAUCAUGUCAGGUUAAGUGGUCAAGAUGUUGAGAGAGGUACGUUUAGUCACAGGCAUUCUGUACUUCAUGAUCAGGAAAGUGGGGAGAUAUACUGUCCUUUGGACCAUGUUGUCAUGAACCAAGAUCCAGAGAUGUUUACUGUCAGCAACAGCUCUCUUUCUGAAUUUGGUGUUCUGGGAUUUGAAUUGGGUUAUUCGAUGGAAAAUCCAAAUGCGCUGGUAAUGUGGGAAGCCCAAUUUGGUGAUUUUGCUAAUGGAGCUCAGGUGAUAUUCGACCAGUUCGUGAGUAGUGGGGAGGCCAAGUGGUUGCGUCAAACUGGGCUUGUUGUCUUGCUACCUCAUGGUUAUGAUGGCCAAGGCCCUGAACAUUCAAGUGCACGGUUGGAGCGAUUCCUUCAGAUGAGUGAUGAUAAUCCUUAUGUAAUACCAGAAAUGGAUCCAACGCUCAGAAAGCAAAUCCAAGAAUGCAAUUGGCAAGUUGUGAAUGUGACAACUCCAGCAAAUUAUUUCCAUGUGCUCCGGCGUCAAAUACAUAGGGAAUUCCGUAAACCUCUGAUUGUGAUGUCUCCAAAGAACUUGCUUCGACACAAGGAAUGCAAAUCAAAUCUGUCUGAAUUUGAUGAUGUCCAAGGCCACCCAGGUUUUGACAAGCAGGGCACCAGAUUUAAGCGUCUCAUAAAGGAUCAGAAUGACCACUCAGAUCUUGAAGAGAAUAUCAGACGUCUAGUUCUUUGUUCCGGAAAGGUUUACUAUGAGCUUGAUGAGAAGAGGAGGAAAGUCGAUGGCAAGGACGUCGCAAUAUGUAGGGUGGAACAGCUUUGCCCCUUCCCGUAUGACCUCGUUCAGCGUGAGCUGAAGCGAUAUCCAAAUGCGGAGGUUGUCUGGUGCCAGGAAGAGCCAAUGAACAUGGGCGCCUAUCAGUAUAUAGCACCACGCCUUGGCACCACAAUGAAAGCACUUGGCAGGGGUGGUACGGACGACGUGAAAUAUGUUGGACGUGCUCCUUCUGCUGCCACAGCCACCGGGUUUCAGCAACACCACGUGAAGGAGCAGACCGAACUGGUUCAGAAAGCCUUGCAGCCUGAACCCAUCAAUUAUCCAUUCUAAACCCCUUCCCUACCGAUCAAAACCUGUUUUUUCAUUUACUGAUUGGUGGAUGAAAGAUUGUGUUGCAAUCUGAAACUUUUCUAGCUGGAGAAGAGACAAUAAACCGGGUUUAUUUUAUUUUAUUGUGUUAGAUUCCUUGUUUGCUCGUUUUGGCACAAGCUGAGAAUCGGUAAUUUACCGUUUAGAACAUGAUAUCAUAGAAUAAAAUUUUGAUGAAAUUCAUUUAAAA
Rhododendron vialii is the source of this 4030-nucleotide messenger RNA. RefSeq lists its product as uncharacterized. Bases 736 to 3801 code for a protein of 1021 amino acids. Gene Ontology annotation, cellular component: oxoglutarate dehydrogenase complex; mitochondrion. NCBI's taxonomy places the organism in Eukaryota, Viridiplantae, Streptophyta, Magnoliopsida, Ericales, Ericaceae. The transcript has 10 exons. Gene Ontology annotation, molecular function: oxoglutarate dehydrogenase (succinyl-transferring) activity; thiamine pyrophosphate binding. The record is from RefSeq and is a predicted model, not a curated record. Gene Ontology annotation, biological process: tricarboxylic acid cycle.